This is a messenger RNA of Botrytis fragariae, 1668 nucleotides long. Its product is annotated as putative transcription factor cys6 protein. Gene Ontology annotation, biological process: regulation of DNA-templated transcription. Gene Ontology annotation, molecular function: zinc ion binding; DNA-binding transcription factor activity, RNA polymerase II-specific. The record is from RefSeq and is a predicted model, not a curated record. The transcript is spliced from 2 exons. NCBI's taxonomy places the organism in Eukaryota, Fungi, Ascomycota, Leotiomycetes, Helotiales, Sclerotiniaceae. Bases 1 to 1668 code for a protein of 555 amino acids.
AUGGCUACAAUUGCGAGAAAGAAAGCUUGGAGACCAAAAUCCAAAACUGGCUGCCUUACUUGUCGAAUUCGCCGUGUCAAAUGCGGAGAAGAGAAACCGGGGUGCUUCCGAUGCACGAAGACUGGACGUAAAUGCGAUGGCUACGAUCAAGAUCGUCCAGAGAUGUCGAGUCCCCCACUGCGACGAAGGGAUAGUGCGAUUUCUUCGUCAAAUCCAAGCCCGAUUUCUAGCCUCAUCACGAGUCCUAUCCCAAGCAUAGUCGAAAUGCCUUCUCCGGUCAUCGAAUGGGAUGAAGAAGAGCAAAGAAGCUUCAAUUUCUUCAUCACCAAGACAGCACCAGAAUUGGCGGGUAAUUUUGACUCUAGAUUCUGGACCAGUCUAAUUUUGCAGAGGUGUCACUCGGAUCCGCCCAUUCGCCAUGCAGUCAUUGCUUUGGGAGCCUUCAACGAGUCCUUCAAGUUUGGCGAUAUCAAAUUACUGGAAGCGGGAGCGAUUGCUGAUUCGAAGCAACGAUUUGCUCUGCUACAAAAUAUUAAAGCCAUACGGUACUUGACGGGUCAUCUCUCGCAUGGAAGCCACCGACAAUCUACAGAAGUAAUCCUUAUAUCUUGUCUUUUGUUCAUUUGCUUUGAAGCAAUGCAAGGAAAUUACCAAGCUGCAUUUGCGCAUCUAAACAGUGGAUUAAAGAUCCUAGGCGAUUGCAUGGAGAUAAAUGGACAAAAUUCCCUCGCUCAUUUGGAGUCAAGCAUGAUUCGGGAAUUCAUCCGCUCAGAACUAGUACCUUUAUUCGGAGCUUUGGACAUCCAAGCGAUCAGAAUACUACCAAGUAGCUUCAUUCAACGGGAAAUGACGAGCGGGUCCACGAAAUUUGAUUUUAGAACCCAUACUAACAUACCAGAUCCCAUUUUAUCGCUGAAUGAAGCAAAAUAUCAUCUGCAAAACCAGACCCACGCAAUCUUGGUAUACCAUCAGAGUGCAGCACAGCAUUAUAUCCCAGAGAUUCCAGAUAAUAACGACACUCUAUGCUCGAGUAGCAUGAAUGCUAUCAUAGAAGAAAAGAGAGGGCGAGUUCUGCAGCUUGAGCAGUGGUCCAAAGUCUUCAACAACUUUGUACAAGCGGCAGGUCAAACAAUGAAUACGAAUGAUCUACGAGCAUCAAUAUCGCUCAAACUUCAUCAUGUCGCCAACAAACUAAUUCUCGAAACAGCGCAGUUCAAGACUGAAUUGGACUACGAUCGAUUUAUGGAUCAAUUCGGGCUAAUGACUUCACUAGCCGAAUCUCUUCUCAAAUCGUACGGCGAUUCCAGACUGGAAAAUGGACGGGUGUUUUCUUUCGACGCUGCAAUAAUACCACCGUUGCUAUGUGUGGCAUGCAAAUGUCGUGAUCCUUCGCUGCGCAGGAGAGCACACGCUCUUAUGGUCAGCUCUUUCAAACGAGAAGGUGGUUGGGAUAGUGAUAUGGCGAGUAGUAUUGGUAGGUGGACUAUAGAUAAGGAAGAGAAGAAUUUAGAGAAUAUUUCGAGAGCGGAAGAGGUAGUGGAGUCUUCUCGUAUCGCAGUAACAGAAAUAACGUCCAUUGGAAGACGAAAGGCAUUGAUCAAAUUUAGACAAGGUCCUCGUCGGGAUGAUGGAGAUGAAGAGCUCCAGGAGGAAUGGAUUGUAUGGUGA